GGUUGCGGCGUUUUCUAACUUAGCCAUUUUUAAUACGAAUGAAAAUGUUUAAAAGUGCGUUUUAGUUUUAUAUUUAGUGUCUAAAUAUAAAAGAAGACAAAAUGACGCAGGAGUCGGCGGUAAAGGUGUGUGUACGAGUCCGUCCACUAAUAGAGAGGGAAGAAAGUGCUGCGUCAGAAAGCGCAGAGCCCGCCCAUCUGUUUUGGAAAGCCGAUAAGAAAUCAAUCCAUCAAAUCGAUGAUGGGAAUUCCACAAAGAGCUUCAGUUUUGACCGAGUGUUCACUGCUCAAGAAACAACCAAUCAGCUGUACCAGAACAUUGCAAAGCCUCUGGUUGUUUCCACUGUUGAAGGAUACAAUGGAACCAUAUUUGCUUACGGGCAGACGUCUUCAGGAAAGACUUUCACCAUGAUGGGGAGUAACGGCACUCCUGGUGUGAUCCCUCUGGCUGUGGAAGAUGUCUUUCAAACCAUUAAAAAUUUUCCAAAGAAGGAGUUCCUGCUGCGAGUUUCUUACAUGGAGAUCUACAACGAAACUGUGUCGGAUCUGCUGGUGGACAGCUGGAAGAGGAAACCUCUGGAAGUCAGAGAGACAAUCAACAAAAACAUCUACGUGGCCGAUCUGACUGAAGAACUGGUAACGAAUCCUUCACAAGCUCUGUCCUGGAUCAGGAAAGGAGAAAAGAACCGUCACUACGGAAAGACGAAGAUGAACCAGCGCAGCAGCCGCUCACACACCAUUUUCAGAAUGAUCCUGGAAAGCAGAGAAAGGAGCGACCCUGCGUCUGGUGAAAACGCUGACGGAGCCAUUAUUGUGUCUCAUUUGAAUUUGGUAGAUCUGGCUGGAUCUGAACGAGCGAGUCAAACAGGAGCUGAAGGUGCACGCUUUAAAGAAGGCUGCAACAUCAACCGCAGCCUGUUCACACUCGGCCAGGUGAUCAAGAAACUGACUGAUGAAAGCCAGAAGGGAUUCACAAACUACAGAGACAGUAAGCUGACCCGCAUCCUGCAGAACUCGUUGGGUGGAAACGCCAAAACGGUCAUCAUCUGCACCAUAACUCCCGUCACUCUGGAGGAGACCCUCAGCACGCUGCAGUUUGCCAGCACUGCAAAGAAGAUGAAGAAUGACCCUCAUGUGACGGAGGUCUCCGAUGACGGUGCUUUGCUCAAAAGGUACCGCAACGAAAUCGUAGACCUGAAGCGCCGGCUUAACGAGGUUUCUUCGGUCACACAGACCACAGCCACAGAGAAGGACUUUCUCUCCCAGCUGCUCCAAGAGAAAGAUCAGCUCCAGAGAGAACAAGAGGACCGGAUCAGAAACCUGACCCAGCUGCUCGUCACCAGCUCCAAUCAGAUCUCUGCUCCAAAGAGGCCUAAACGCAGAGUCACGUGGGGAGGAAAGAUGCUCCGACUCGCUCAUCCGUCUGCGUUUGAAGGAGGAAUGUCUGAGCUCAGCUUUGCAGAACCUUUUUCCGGGAAGAGGAAAGCAGAGCGCUCCUACCUGAGUGAGAUGGCGGGAGACGACGAGGAUUUUCAUUGGGGGAUUCCUGAGGAUCUUCCAGAAGACAUGGAGCUCAAUCAGAGCUCUGUGACUGUUCGGAGCUUUGGAGACAGUCCCAAAGACUUUGUAUCUCCGGACCGGAUGCGGGAGCUUUCGAGCAAAGUGUCUCACCUAGAGAUGCAGCUGGAGAUGGAGAUUCAGCAGAAAGAGGAAGCCAUGAUGAAGGUGGAGACAUUAGAUGACAAAGUGUCGGAGCUGGAGCAGCAGCUGCAGAUGGAAAACCAGCAGAAAGGGGAAGCCAUGAUGAAGGUGGAGACAUUAGACGACAAAGUGUCUGAGCUGGAGCAGCAACUGCAGACGGAGAACCAGCAGAAAGGGGAAGCCAUGAUGAAGGUGGAGACAUUAGAUGACAAAGUGUCGGAGCUGGAGCAGCAGCUGCAGACGGAGAACCAGCAGAAAGGGGAAGCCAUGACGGAGGUGGAGACAUCAGAUGGCAGGGUGUCGGAGUUGGAGCAGAAGUUGCAGGCGGAGAACCAGCAGAAGCUGGAGGCUCUGGAGAAGGUGGAGAUGCUGGAGGUGAGAGUGGCUGACCUGGAGGAGCAGAGCCACACUUCGAGUGACUCUGAUGACCAGAUGAGACGGGAGUUUGCAGAGACCGUCCAGCUGUGUGAACACCUGGCAACCGAGAAGGACGUGAUGGCUACAGAGCUGGACUACCUGAAGCAGGAGCUGGGGAUGUUCAUCGAGCAGACCGAGAGUCUGGAGACUGAGAAAGCUGCUAUGUGGAAGGAGCUGGAGGAGAGACGAGAGACGGACGAGUUCAAGAGUCUGGAGGAGGAGUUCAGGAAGGAGCAAGAGAACGAGCUGCAAAAUGAAAUCUCCAGCUUGAAGGAGGCGGUCCAAGCCUCUGAAGUGCAGAGUCAGGAGCUGCAGAACAAACUAGACGUUUUGUCUGAGGAGCUGAAGAAGAAAAGUGACUUUGUAGAGGAACUCCAAAGUAUGAGCGGUAAGGAUUUGGUGCAGGAGGUGGCGAAACUUCGGCGCUCUCUGGACGACGCCGAGGGGCUCAGCAGAGACACGAAGAAGGAGUGGGCUCACCUGCGCAGCGAGAACAUCGCUCUGGAGGAAUCCAAUGUGACUCUGACCACAAACCAUGAGAACAUGGAGGCUGAGGUGAACAGCCUGCGCUUUCAGCUGGAGAAGGAGAAGUCUCGCUACAGACAGAUGCAGAGCGAUCUGCAGAAAGAACUGAACGUCGUGUUUGACGAGAACACAAAGCUCACCACGCUGCUGGAUGGAAAAGUCCCAAAAAAUCUGAUUGACAGCGUGGAGCUGGAGAGAACCGUGGCCGGCCUGAACAAAGAGCUGGCGGCGUCUCAUGAGGCGGAGGAAGCCCUCAGAGCUCAGCUGGACGAGCUCGCUUCAAUACAGACUCUUCAAGACCAAGUGGACAAUCUGAUGCAGCAGGUGUGUGAGCUGACGGAGGAGCUGUGUGCCGCUCAGACUCACAGGGACAGUCUGAUCUCGGCUCAGGCUCAGAGUCAGGAGGAGGCUCUGCAGCUCAGAGACGCCCUGCAGAUGAGCCAGGAGGAGAUCCUGACGGUCCGAGCAGAGCUGAGCGAUGCAGCGCUGAGAGAGGAGCAGGUGGAGUCUCUGCGUCAAACCCUGGAGAACUCCGAGGCCGAGAAGAGUCAGCUCAACUCUGCCGUCCAGGAGGAACUCUCAAAGCUGACGGAGAGUGAAGAGCUGAGAGAAUCGCUGACAGAGAAACUGAAUGACAUGCAGCAGCUGGUGAAGGAUUUGGAGGAGAAGCUCGCUGACAGUGAAGUUUCCAAGACGACCGAAGAGGAGAUCAGCAAAGAACUCCAAGAACAACUGAACCAGCUGACUGAAGAGCUCCGGGUUGUCCGAGCAGAGACAGACACCUCAGUGUGUGCUGGAGCUCAGCCUUCAGCAGAGACGGAGAACAAGCUCUUCACUGUGGCUGCAGAGAGAGACCAGCUCAAGGCCGACCUGCAGAAACAUGUGGACAUGGCUGCAGAGACGCAACUUCUUCUUCAGUCGCUUCAAAACGAGCUCCAGGAGCAGAGGUCAGAUCUGGAGAAACUGUACGAGCAGAAGGAGUCUGAUUUAAGGGAACAGAUGCAGAGUCUGUCAGAGGAGCUCGAGCGCAUGCGAGCGGAGAAAGAGACUCUGCCGUCCGCAGCUCAGAUGUCUUCAGAGGAGACUGAGAAGCUGCUGUCUGCUGUCUCCACGCUCACCGCCGAGAGAGAUCAGCUCAGGAUGGACCUGCAGGAAAACGUGGAGCUGAUGAUAGAGAAUCAGGACGAGCUGAGGACGGCUCUGGAGAGAAACAAUGAGCAGAAGGAGAUGAUUAAACAGCUGCAGUCUGCACGAACAUCCAAACAGGACGGGCCUGAUCCGUCUGACACCAGUGCACAGCUGGAGGAGCUGCAAACACGAAUGAUGACACUAUCAGAGCAGCUGCAGAGCGUUGAAUCAGAGAGAGACGCUCUGCUGUGUGAGCGGACGGCCGACUCUCAGACUGAGGAGAUGGAGAAGCUGCAGCACAGAGUGACGUCUCUCAGCGAGGACAGAGAUCAGCUGCAGGACACUCUGGAUACUCUGAGGCAGGAGAAGCAGCAGCUCAGGGAGGAGAGUGAGGGCAGGAUGGAGACCCUGCAGGAGGAGAUGAAAACACUAACAGAGCAGCUGCAGAGUGUUGUGUCAGAGAGAGACGCUCUGCUGUGUGAGCGGACGGCCGACUCUCAGACUGAGGAGAUGGAGAAGCUGCAGCACAGAGUGACGUCUCUCAGCGAGGACAGAGAUCAGCUGCAGGACACUCUGGAUACUCUGAGGCAGGAGAAGCAGCAGCUCAGGGAGGAGAGUGAGGGCAGGAUGGAGACCCUGCAGGAGGAGAUGAAAACACUAACAGAGCAGCUGCAGAGUGUUGUGUCAGAGAGAGAAACUCUGCUGUCAGAGAAGGAGACGAGCUGUCAGAGCUCCUCGGAGGAGAUGGAGAAGCAGCAGCUCAGGGAGGAGAUGGAGAAGCUGCAGCACAGAGUGACGUCUCUCAGCGAGGACAGAGAUCAGCUGCAGGAGACUCUGGAGGCUGUGAGGCAGGAGAAGAAGCAGCUCAGGGAGGAGAUGGAGGAAAGAAUGGAGAUGGUCGCAUUAGCUCAUAGCGAGUUAAACCAGCCACAAACACUGAGCUCAGACCUGCAGACACACGAUGAGAGAGUGACACAACUUCAGCAAGAGACAGAACAACUUCAGGCUGCACUUCAGACCGUCAGCGAGGAGAAGAGUCGCCUGGAAGAAGAGCUGCAGAGAAAUGUGGAGACGGCUGCAGAGACACAGAGUCGUUUAGAGUCACUUCAACAGCAGCUUCAGGAGCAGAAUCAAAGAAACAACGACCUGGAAAGUUUGAGCCGUGAGGGACGAGCUCAACUAGAACAACAGGUGUCAGAGGCUGAGUGUCGUCUGCGUUCUCUGGAAGACGAGCUCCAGCAGGAGAAACAAAAUAACUCAGAUCUGAUGAAACUCUGUGAGCAGAAGGAAUCCGACUUAGAGCAACAGACGAAGACUCUGUCAGAGCAGCUCACGGUUGCUCGAGCGGAGAGGGACGCCGUGAUGUCGGAGAAGGAGACGAGCUGUCUUCACUCCUCGGAGGAGAUGAAGGAGCUGAAGCACAGAUUGACGUCUCUCAGCGAGGACAGAGAGCAGCUCAGGGAGGAGAUGGAGGAAAGAAUGGAGAUGCUGCAGAGUGAGUUACAGCAGCAGCAGCUCAACUCUGAGCCUCGAUCACUGAGAGAAGAACAGGAGGCUCAACAACUCCUGCAGAUCCAACAGCUGGAGGAACAUCUGUCGAGGGCCAAGCAGGAGGUGAGCCAGCUGAAGUCUGACCUCCAGGAAAAUGUAGAAUUGAUGAUCGAGAACCAGGAGGAGCUGAGAGUUUCCCAGGAGAAGAUCAGAGUCCUGCAGGAAGAGAUCAACGUGAUGAGGAAGGAGAAGACGGAGCUGGAGAGCAAACAAAGCGAGAGGAACGAUGGAGAGGCAACGCUGCAGAUACAGCAGCUCCAAAACAAGGUUCAGAGUGUGACCGAGCAGCUGCAGAGCGUUGAAUCAGAGAGAGACGCUCUGCUGCGUGAGCGGACGGCCGACUCUCAGCCUCACAGUGAGGAGAUGGAGAAGCUGCAGCACAGAGUGACGUCUCUCAGCGAGGAUAGAUAUCAGCUGCAGGAGACUCUGGAGGCUGUGAGGCAGGAGAAGCAGCAGCUCAGGGAGGAGAUGGAGACCCUGCAGGAGGAGGUAGCCCAGCUGAACAUGACUCUGCAGACUCUGAUGGAGCAGAAGAAACAGCUGGAAGACGAUCUGCAGCAGAACAUCAACACGGCUUCAACAUCUCAAGAGCUCCUAGAAUCAGUCCAAGAGAAGCUGCAGGAACAAAAACGAGUCAACGGCAACCUGGAGAGAGAGAUUCAGGAGAAGGAUGACGCUCUAGAUCAACAGGUGAGGACACUAACAGAGGAGCUGCAGAGUGUUUCCGCAGAGAGAGACAAACAGGUGAAGACUCUGUCAGAGAAGCUCACGGUUGCUCACUCAGAGAGGGACGCUGUGAUGACAGAGUUGGAGACGAGCUGUCUGAGCUCCUCGGAGGACAUGGAGAAGCUGCAGCACAGAGUGACGUCUCUCAGCGAGGACAGAGAUCAGCUGCAGGUGACUCUGGAGGCUGUGAGGCAGGAGAAGCAGCAGCUUGCACAGACCAUGGAGGACAAGAUGGAGACACUGCAGGAGGAGAUAAAGACUGUAAGUGAGCAGCUGCAGAGCGUUGUAUCAGAGAGAGACGCUCUGCUGUGUAAGAGGACAGCCGACUCUCAGACUCACAGUGAGGAGAUGGAGAAGCUGCAGCACAGAGUGACGUCGCUCAGCGAGGACAGAGAUCAGCUGCAGGAGACUCUGGAGGCUGUGAGGCAGGAGAAGCAGCAGCUCACACAGACCAUGGAGGACAGGAUGGAGAUGAUCUCGUCCCUGCAGGAGCAGCUGAGCAGGCAGGAGGCUGAGAGAGAAGAGAGGGAGGCCGAACUGCAACAGAAGCUGCUCACUGAAGCGAACGAAACCAUCUCCGCCCUCAAAGGGCAGCUGAGCUGUUUGGAUCAGAGCAGCAGAGGAGUCAAAGAGAGUGCAGAAUCACAGCUGCAGGACUCUGCUGAUCAGCUUCAGGAAGCGUUCAGAAAGUUGCAGAACUUCAUCGAGGCGUGCUCCAAGUUUAACUCCACAGCUCUGGGUUUGGCCCCGACCGUGCAGGAAUCGCUCACCCCCCUGCCAAAACCCGCCAACGAAGCCUUUUGUCAGGUUGAACUGCAGGCGGCGCAGACUCUGGGAGAGAUCAUUGAUCACGUGCAGGGGAGUGCGCAGGGCUACAGGACUCUGUUUGAGGAGCUGGUGAGGAAAGAUCUGGAUGUUUACGAGGAGAGACGCCUGCAGGACGUGUUGCUGUGCAGAGCUCAGGCCCCCAGCUUCUCUGUGAAAGACGAGGACUUUAACUCCAUGUGGGAACAGAGACUGAGCGACCUGCUGGACAAGAGGAACCUCUACCUGAAGAAAAUGGAGUGUGUUUCGGAGAAGCUGUUGGAGAACAUUAAGAUGUACUCCAGUGAGGUGUCCACUGAGAAAAGAGAGCGGGCGAGGUUCAAGGAGCAGCUGAAGCUAACCAGCACCCGCGAGCUGGACUCCUUCCUGAGCCGAGAGCUGGACACCAGAUCAGCUCUGUCUCGCAGCAGGAAGACCACUCUGAAGGGCAUCAUCGAUGAACACAACAGUCUGUUCGGGGAGAUGAAGCUGCUGCAGACUCAGACAGACACUCGGCUCCAAGAGGAGAGAAGCAGAAGGUUGACACUGCUGCAGCCACUAGAGGGCGCUCCUCUGAAGACUGAGCUGUCUCUGAUGAAAGACAACAAGCAGCUCUGUCUUCAGCUCCAGGAAACAGAGGAAAGAAUCAAAGCUCUGUGUGCGCACAAACAGCAGCUGGAGGAGGCUCAAAUCAAAGCCAACAACAGGGUGUCCAACCACAAAGAGGCCACACAGCUCCUGCAGACGGAGCUGCAGGACAGCCGUGCUCAGGUGGAGGAGAAGGAGAACAUGAUCCAAACUCUGAGGAGCAAACUGAGAGAGUCGGAGAGAAAUGCCAACCCCAGUGCUGCUGAGCUGGAAAAACUCCAGACUAAAUUAUUCAAAAUGGAGGUGGAGUUGAGUUCAGCGUCUGAUAAGCACCAACAAGAGAUCCAGAGGAUGACCACGCUGCUGAAGGAGAAAGAAGAGUCUCUGAGGAAGCUGAAGGAGACUUUGAGGAAAUCCCAGCAGCAGGGAGAGGAGUCGUUCCUGCAGGGGGAGGACCUUCAUGCCAGACUCACAAACCCCAGAGGAGUCGUCAUCAAGACCAGCAUCCUGCAGGAGAAGACCAAACUGGAAGAGGAGGUCAAGCAGCUGCAGAUGAAAAUAACCGAGCUGGAGAGCCUGGUGUCCGCCCAGCAGGCCGAGAUCGGCAAGUGGAAGAGCAGAGCCAUCAAACUGAAGGCCAAGAACAGAACCGACGCAGACAAGCCCUCACCCCCCUGCACCCCCACCAAAAGAGGCCUCCCCGUCACAGCCGACUCCUCCACCUUCUACAGCUCACCCAAGAAGUUUCUGAUCACUCCCAGGAAGCCUUUGGAGUCUCCCAUGAAACAGCUGGACUCUCCAAAUGUCCCUCUGCUCGACUCCCCUAAGAGCCGGUUCUUUGACGUGGGUGGAGGCACCGAGCUGCUGUCCAGGACCUGUCCCAAACAGUUCUUUGAUAACUCCAGCCUGGGAACUGUUCCAGAGGUGUCCGAUGUUCCUGAUUCACCAGCUGAAGAGAAGGGUGCGGGAGCGUCUGCAGACAGAAAGGACGAGUGGUGGCCUCAGUCUCCAAAGCAGGAGGACAUGUGCAAGACCCAGUGAAGAGUUUCACACAACGUGCAAUAACUUUAAAUGUAUCUCUAAUGUUUCAAGCUUUUACUUUUUCUCUAAUUCCUUUAUUCCAACCUUCUGUUUGUCUUUUAAGUUUAAAUAAAAAAAAUCUCUUAAUAAA
Messenger RNA from Labrus mixtus (cuckoo wrasse), 8610 nucleotides. RefSeq names its product centromere protein E (gene cenpe). Gene Ontology annotation, cellular component: microtubule. The transcript has 58 exons. The record is from RefSeq and is a predicted model, not a curated record. Gene Ontology annotation, biological process: microtubule-based movement; mitotic cell cycle. Gene Ontology annotation, molecular function: ATP binding; plus-end-directed microtubule motor activity; microtubule binding. Bases 102 to 8480 code for a protein of 2792 amino acids. NCBI's taxonomy places the organism in Eukaryota, Metazoa, Chordata, Actinopteri, Labriformes, Labridae.